ACAGUUUUAAGAGUAUUAUUUUGAAUGUGCAUGGGGAUUAAUAUCUAAGAAUACUGUUAAGCUUACUUUUUGUUCUAUAAUCUUACCUGUGUGCCACCUAUUCUCAAGUAUAUCAAUCUGCAGGCUAGUAUAAUUUGCUGUGCAUUGCAGCAAAUACUUGGUCAUUGUGGAGGAGCUGAAUUAUAGUCAUACGUAAUGGAACAGUCCGUUUGGCUCAGUGACCAUCGAACUCCUAUUUACAUUCAUCCCACACUGAUCUCAUUUACCAACAUUGUUGAUUAUCCACGGUGAAUGGUUUCUAGAUUUCUGCAGGUCAUUGGGAUUUGGAGAGAAACCCAUGCACUCACAGAGUAUGCAAGCUUCUCUCUCUCUCCCCCUCAUGCUCGCUCCUCCUCCCCCUCUCUCUGCCUGCCUGGAGUUUGGCAAUCACAUAAUCUGCUUAUUGCAAUUUGACUAAGUUUGGGUACAUUUGGUUUGGCAGUGUUAUUGUCAUAUCUUCAACUAUUGGGUCUGUAGGGUAGCUCCACUCCCUUUUGAAAUUUAAUGGAGCUGAGGUGCAACAUUGCAGUAAGAAGUGGAGAAAAGUGCUGGGGCAUUGGCAGAACCUUGUUUGUAACUUUGCUUCAAUGAGUUUUAAUCAGCCCUGGACCCACUGUUUAGGAAGAUGGCUUGCACACUGUUACAUAUCAACAUGUGAAGUAGGAGGGUCACUGCAGCCAGCUGAAUUUGAUGACUGUGUACGGCCAUAGCCAAGAGUUCCGAACAUAAGUUGUGUGUACAGGUAAAUAUAGAAAUCAGGGACAUGGUUAAGUGUGUGCAGUUAGAGCGAGGCAUGAGGAAAAUAGGCUGGAGGGGAUGUUGAGCACCUGUGAGUUAAGGAGGGAGGCAGUAGGCAAGGUUGUGAGGGAAGAUGGGAGUUGUGUCUUAUGAAAAUGUGUCCUCACCUUCAUGUGUGAACAUUGAACUCCUGGACCCCAGGAGUCUUCAGCUCCUUGCUUUGUGAUGUCUGUGUAGUAACUGGUGUACAACAACAGCCCUGUGUUAAUUUUGGAAUCACACACUGCCAGUUUCCACUCCACAGAAUGAAGUUUUGGCUCUGAAAUUUUAGGAUCCUCAUAGGCGCUGAUCCACUAACAAACUAGAAUACCUGUCUACUGUCGUAGCUUGCAAACUUGGGGGUUUUGACAUUGACCGAUACAUGGUUUGCAGGAGUAAGCUGAAGAAGAAUGACAUGGUGAGCUUUGGUGUCAAACUUUACAAAAGCCUCCAAGGAAGACAUACUCCAAAUCUGAAAAAAAAAACUUGUUCUGCAUUCCAAAGGGAGACAAAUGAUCCUUCUAGUCAACUUCAACCCCCCUGGUAAGGCAUGAUUGAGACAUUUAGGAAACAGUGAGGUCCUUCUUUUGACUAAAUUCUUGGAGCAUACCUCAACGUAAUGUAGUAUAACUCAAUUUUGGGAGCAAACCUCACAUGUUGUCAGACGGCCCCGCACAAACUAUCAUGGUAACACCCCUGGGUCGAACGGUGGAACCUGUUAGAAGAUAUACUGGCCGGAAUGAAGGAUUGCAGAGAUGUUUGUAUCACCUGUGGUACAACAGGCACUGACUUCUGGACUGAUCUCCAACAGACUGGCCCCAAAACCACCGUGAACUGAAGCGUUGCCCUCAAUGACCUGACAAAGACAGCGUCCUUCAGACGAUCCUGUCAACUCCUCGUCCGCAGGAGUUGCAUGGAUUUCACAGACCGUAGGCUGUGAUGGAGUGUGUUAUAAUUGCAACAAAUAACUCGGAGCGGCACUCGGAAUCUUUUUAUAUAACAGGAAAUGUUGGAGGUACUCAGCAACUAGGAGAAACAGAGCUGAUGCUUCAGGUGCACGAUACCCUUGCAAUAAAUGGUUGAAGGUUUUACAAUGAAUGGCGAGGACGUUACAUCUGGAGUAAACGGACAGUGCAGACUGGAUGCGGUGUGAUUGGUGUGUGUGCAAAACCCGGGAAGGGAGGUGGGAACUCGCGGCAACUUUUGAUCUCAGUUGGUGCUGAAUUAGUGGCGGCUCUUUAUAAGUGAACCGGGAGAAGGGUAUGGUGAAACCCGGCGCUGCAGCAGCGAACCAAACCCUCUGCCGGUGCAGAAAUUCCUCGCCGGCCAGGCUCUUCCCCGCCACCGAUUUCCCCAGAAGUUCUGAUAGCUAACAACUUUAAAACAAUAAGAUGUAUACUGUUUGAAGUGUCCUUUUUUAAAGAAUCGAAAGGACGGCGCGCCGCUGCUUGGGCCCGGAGGCGCGGCGAGCUGUGUGCUGGGCUCUUGCUGCGCCUGGAGCGCCGAGACCACCCAGGGCGCAGGCAGGGAGAGUCUCCUCGCAGGCCGGCGCCAUUGCACGAAGCGGCUGGGGUGGCGGGCCGGCGGGCCGGCGGGCGGAUCUGGCGGCGAGGAAGAAGCUCCUGGCUAAAAUCUUGGCCUUUCGAGGAAAAUAUGCGGAGAAACGAACUUUGCGCAGGGAAGGACUCAAGCAUGCUAUUUACCUAUCCUAAAACUUCACAAUGAACUAUAAUACCAGUGUCAAUGGAAGUGGAGGAAGCAACUCUACCCAUGAAGAUGGUGGGCUUGUUAUUGCAGCAUCAGUCGCCAUCAUUGUCAUUGCUGUGUUGAUCUUUCUGGGAAACCUGGUGAUUGUUGUAACUUUAUACAAGAAGUCAUACCUCUUAACUCCGAGCAACAAGUUUGUCUUCAGUCUGACACUUUCUAAUUUUCUGCUGUCUGUUCUGGUGCUCCCUUUUAUCAUCACAAGCUCCAUCAAGCGAGAAUGGAUCUUUGGAGUGGUGUGGUGCAACUUCACAGCACUGCUCUGUUUGCUUAUCAGCUCUGCCAGUAUGAUGACGCUUGGAGUCAUUGCAAUAGAUCGGUACUAUGCUGUUGUUUACCCAAUGGUGUAUCCAAUGAAAAUAACUGGAAACCGUGCGGUUGUUGUAAUUGUAUACGUUUGGCUGCACUCUCUAAUUGGAUGUCUUCCUCCUCUUUUUGGCUGGUCGGCGUUUGAGUUUGACCAAUUCAAGUGGAUCUGUACAGCUACGUGGUACAAAGGAAUAAGUUACACUGUCUUUUGGGAGAUAUGGUGCGGACUGUUGCCAUUUUUAGCCAUGGUCAUUUGCUAUGGAUUUAUAUUUCGUGUGGCCAGGCUCAAAGCACGGAAGAUUCACUGUGGAACUAUUAUUGUUGUUCAAGAAGAAUCCAAUAAGGAUGGAAGAAAAAAUUCAAACUCCUCUACCUCUUCAUCAGGAAGCAGAAAGAACACCAGCAAUAACAUUGUUUAUUCAGCCAAUCAAUGCAAAGCACUAACAACUAUUGUGAUUGUGAUUGGAGCUUUUGUUGUCACAUGGGGACCUUACAUGAUAGUGAUUAGCACUGAGGCACUUUAUGGUAAAGGGACUGUUUCUCCAGGACUGGAGACACUGGUAACGUGGCUGUCUUUUACUAGUGCUAUAUGUCAUCCCCUUAUCUAUGGCCUGUGGAAUAAAACGGUACGCAAAGAGCUGCUAGGGAUGUGCUUUGGUGACAGAUACUACAGGGAUUCAUUUGUUCAACGUCAGAGGACUUCCAGGUUAUUCAGCAUCUCGAGUCGCAUCACAGAUUUGGGACUGUCCCCCCAUCUCACAGCCCUGAUGGCUGGUGGACAAUCAUUGGGUCAUAGCAGUAGUACUGGCGACACCGGAUUUAGCUUCUCUCAGGAUUCAGGCACUGAUGUCAUGCUUUUAGAAGAUUUUAGUUCAGAUGGAACUCAUUAUUCAUGCCACAACAACUAUCCAAACAGAAGACGGAGUUCUGUGACAAUUGGUGAACUUCCAGAGUCACAAGAGGAGGUUGACCAUUCUUCAGUCCUGCAAAUCAAAGCUGAUGUUCACAAAACCCUGGACCAUUUUGCCGCCAGUUUGGCCAAAGCUAUUGAAAUGGAUGCCAAAAUGAGCCUAUUUGGGGAAAGUUGUUUGCCUGGUGAUCUGUUUACAGUUAUUAAAACUGUACCUGGAGGUACCAGCAAAGGAAACAAAAUCUCUGCAGAUCAGAGAUUGAGGCUGGAGAGUAUAGAUGAAGGAAUUGUAAAUGACGGCACAGAGGAAGAGAAUGCUCUGGAGGACUAAAGCAAACGUACAAUGUAGGGAAGGCAGUGCGUUUAUUUCUGGUAUGUUACUUGGCUGAGGCUUAAAAUAUCCUGUUAAUAUGCCUUCAUUUGUUGUACAAUUAUUCAAAUAUUGAUGUAUAAAAUUAUAGGCAAAAAAUUCAAACAGCUGAAAGAUAUAAAAAAUUGGGGAAGCCAAAGUUAGCACCCAUCUUCUAGUUAGUGCUAACAAUUUGGUGGUUACAUACAGAAUGAAAUGCUCCUUUCCUUUAAGUUUGUGCAGUUGUACUAAUUCUAGAAAAUAAAUAUUUUUCAUUUUAGUAGUGACAGUUGCUAGCAGUGUCAAUGCCUGCUAUAAUGCAGAUGAAGUUUAGUUGGCUGGCUUCAGCAGCAGGUUUUUCAUGAAGGUAAGUUCAUUAAAAAUUAUGUAAUUCAAUGUCUUGAGCCUCAGUCUAUGUUCCAAACAAAAAUUAUGGUGAAGGUGUUUGGGGUGCUGGAAAGGGGCAAAGAAAGAAUGCGGAGACUGUGUCAAUUAUUAGUUCUUUCGUAUGUGCAAGAGCAGUUUCUCUGUGAGUUUCAGCUUAAUGGUUGGUUUUAGUUAACAUGUGGGUUGUGCAUUUUUUUAAGGCCUGUUUUGAGAUGUGUAUGAAAUGUAUGAACUAGAGGUACUGUUUGAUUUCCCUUUAAAAGGUUUUGUUAUAUUUAAAAAAAAUCAAUACCUAUGCCUGUGGAAAUGUGUAAGAUCAGAUUGGAAAAGCCAAAACUACACAUUGCUGAGCAUUAUAGUUCUGCCUUCCAAUGAUAGUAGGUGUGCUUGUACUAUAUAGCAAUUACUCACUGUCAAUUGUUCACAUCUCUAAGCCAUGUGCUUGUUAAUUUUUUUUUAAAUUUGGACAACUGGUGUCUGAAUCGCGUAUAUCAAACUAAAAUGUAAUUAAGAUUUGUAAGUUAAAACAAAUGACAAAUUGCCAUUGCCAUGUUUUAUAUUAAAAUAAACCUGAACAAGUU
Hypanus sabinus (Atlantic stingray) is the source of this 5116-nucleotide messenger RNA. RefSeq names its product G protein-coupled receptor 161a (gene gpr161b). Bases 2538 to 4130 code for a protein of 530 amino acids. Gene Ontology annotation, molecular function: G protein-coupled receptor activity. NCBI's taxonomy places the organism in Eukaryota, Metazoa, Chordata, Chondrichthyes, Myliobatiformes, Dasyatidae. The record is from RefSeq and is a predicted model, not a curated record. The transcript is spliced from 6 exons. Gene Ontology annotation, biological process: G protein-coupled receptor signaling pathway. Gene Ontology annotation, cellular component: recycling endosome; membrane.